AUGAAGGGUAAGAAAUUUUCACGAGAAGAGAGAGAGAGAGAAAAGUGGAACAACAGCCGGCCGGAAACCGUCGACGAGGGGAAACGCGAUGAGUUGGGAACACUUUUAGGAGGGGAAAAUACUAGGACAUGGGAGAUGCAAUAUACUGCUGUAAACAUUGCGGAGCAAAAUUUUGGUACGAGGAAAGAAAAUCUCAUCGUCGGAAACCAGUUUGUCCAGAAUAUUCUGUCUUCGGCGACCGUUGCCGUCGUCGGCCAGUUUUGUCUCAGUUCGGCAACCAUGGACCUUGCUGUCGAGAGCUCAGCGAAUGCUCAGUUGGAAGAUUUUGGCCACCCGGGCGUUGCCUUUUCGCCGGCACCCACUCAACCCAUAUCCCAACCUCAUCAACCCACUCUUUCUCACACACAUCCCACCCCGCCUGAACCCAAUCCCUUGUUCUUUCCCAACUUAGCCCAUCUACCUGCCUUUUCCCAAGACUUCACUGUAGGGCCUUCAUCAACGUCCGCCACCACUACCACUGCCCCUCCACCAACGGCUGCCACCACUUCCAUGUCGCCGGCUGGCGGCCCCAACUCCGACGCCGACACCUGA
This is a messenger RNA of Striga asiatica, 591 nucleotides long. The record is from the annotation of a GenBank genome assembly. NCBI's taxonomy places the organism in Eukaryota, Viridiplantae, Streptophyta, Magnoliopsida, Lamiales, Orobanchaceae.